GGCGAUUACAGUCGUGUAUGUGUUUGGCAGGAAAGCGCAUUCACUUUUCCGAUUGAGAUUUGGUCGUCCUUCAUUCUGAUUGUUAGUUUGCCAAAAUUCAAGAUCAAUCUUGAUCCAUGAUUGGAUGCUUUCAACAUUGUCGGAAGAUCUUACAAUUGUUGUCAUACAACCAUACAACCAUACAAGCUCAUCAAUCUAACAAUCUAACAAUCCCGUCAGCAUGACUUAUUAUUCAGGAGCACCUGGGGAAGAUUGUAGCAUGUCAGCCGACCAGGAAGGUACGUCGUGUUGUCGCUAUCUUGUUUCUUCAGAUCAUUCUGACUUUUCUCCAUGAAAGCUGCCAGCGAAGCUCCAAGACGUAGUGAGGAAGCAACUGAUGAUGGCAAAUAUUUUAUGGACAUUGACAAACAACAGGUAUAUGUGCGCUAUCCUUGGUUAUUAUCAAUGAUCUAAAUGGGACCCAUCAAGACAAGGAAGCGCAAGAGAGACUCCGAGAGCUCAUCAAAUCACACAAACCGAAAAACAUCUAGGGAAUCGACCCCCUCCCGAAAUGGGUACCUGCGCACAGCCGGAGCGACCUCGAGAAGGCGAAAUUACACCUUUCUAUGCUCGGAUCGAUUAUCAUACGGAGGACUCACGACCAGUCGGGAAAACAAUCCGUGACACUUGGAUUGACUUCUGGAGGCAUAAUGGAACCUGGCCGACAACAGAACACGACAAAGCAAUGAAUUACGUUCAAAGUUCCGUAGAUGAUGUGCUACCGAAAAAAUUGUCAAAUGCGUGUAUCGGCUCCGAAACACUAACAGUGUUCGACCAGUCACCACGGGAGCAGAAGAGAGCUCCAUACAGACAUCCUUAUUACUAGUUCAACUUCGUGAGCGAGGCAGCUUCAUGGAAAAGUAUGAGAGAAUCAGCGCAGAGAGUCAAAAACUCUUUCAAAAGCUUCUAGGCUCGUUUUUAAGUUCUCCGCAGUCUCCGCCAAAAGGUACACUCUUCGAGGAUAAAUUUUUCGAUUCUACUUUGGCAUCGAUCCGAGGUAAAAACGAGACUAGGGUAAUCCGCGACAUCGGUCAGCUGAUCGUACCCUCUGCAGAAACUUUAGCAAUCCGCGGUGCUACACAUCUAAAUAUUCUUCGAGAGACUACCAAUGCCCGUUGGGAUAACGCCAUCCCUUUCUACGGCCCACUCCCGCAACCAGAUUACAGCCUUGGUUUCAAAAGAGGAGCAUUCACUCCGGAACAACUACAAAAGCUUCAGCCCUUUGUUGGAAGCCACUUGGAAGAUUGCUCUUAAUUCGCUGCCACGCAUGAUAUGUACUUUCCAUUUUUAACAUGCGAAGUGGAAUGUGAAAAUUCUUCCCUUGAUAUAGCUGAUAGACAAAACGCUCAUAGCCAAACCAUUUUAUUGAAGGGUCUAUUCCAUCUGUUCCGUCUUGUAGGCAGGGAGAGCGAGCUUCACGGUAUACCCAACGGCUUUUCAUUCUCGCAUAGUGAUGUAAAUGUGCAGAUCUUGGCGCAUUAUCUAGUCAUCACUGAUGAGAAGAAACCAGAAUACUACCAGGAACCAAUUGCCAAGUUCGGUAUUAGAAAAACAGUACUAGGGGAUCACCGAUGGGUUGCAUGGACUGUUACGAGGAAUAUUCUCGACCUAUGGGUUCAAGAUCAUUUCAAAUUGAUCUGUUCUGCUAUUGAUAUGCUACCGGUCAACUUGAAUUUUCUAUCAGAACCUCAACCAAGAGAUGUAGACUUGAUCUCUUCACACUCAAGGAUUGGCCCAGCAUCUUGAAGAUUCCAACUCAAAUGGAAAACUAGUUGCGCCGAAUAGCCAGCCAAGCGUUCAGCAAAUCAGUCAGCACAACGGUUCAAAUCAGGCACUAUUGGUUCUAAGAAGUAGUGUUGCACUAGAUGUUCAGCCAGUUUCUAUUGCACAUCCUUCAAGCGAGACUGAGCCAAAUUAUCUAGAGCAAUACCUGUGUACUACGCGAUUGUUAGAAAGGUGUAUUGAUGGGGAAGUACUCGGUUUAAGCAUUAGCCCAACCUUCACUAUUCUUUCAGAGUAUGUUAUAUUCAGAGGCCUCUAUGUAUCAAUUCUGGCCUAUAAAACCUACAGAGUUGCGCAUCAUUACAUUUGCGAGUGUUGCUCAUAUCGGAAAUCUAACUUAGCCCACGUGGAGAGCAUGUUGGAGGUGAAACUAGUCAGCCGCUCGUUGAUACACUCAUAAAGAAAGAGCAAGAAUAAAAGCAAUA
Sclerotinia trifoliorum is the source of this 2246-nucleotide messenger RNA. NCBI's taxonomy places the organism in Eukaryota, Fungi, Ascomycota, Leotiomycetes, Helotiales, Sclerotiniaceae. The record is from the annotation of a GenBank genome assembly.